GGAGUGACCAAGAACUCAUGACUGCUUGUUUGUUUCCUAUUGCAGGUCCCAGAAGCUGGGGUUUCCCCUCAGCCCUUGAGUGGCCAUGUCCAAUCCCACUGCCCCGCCUCCCUAUGAGGACCGCAACCCCCUGUACCCUGGCCCUCCACCUCCUGGGGGCUAUGGGCAGCCAUCUGUCCUGCCAGGUGGAUACCCUGCCUACCCUGCCUACCCCCAACCUGGUUACGGUCACCCUGCUGGCUACCCACAGCCAAUGCCUCCCAUCCAUCCAAUGCCCAUGAACUACGGCCAUGACUAUGGUGGGGAGGAGAGAGCAGCAAGUGACAACUUUGGCCAUGGAGAAUGGGAUGACCGGAAAGUCCGACAUAACUUCAUCCGAAAGGUGAGAUGGGGCUGGAGCUUGGGCGGGGGGAACUAGGCACAGGCACACAUUCCACAUAAACACCUCAGUUACCUGCCUCCUUGUAGUUCUAUACCCCGCCUCAGAGAGGAUCCCCCUCUUUAUGAUCCCCUUUGGGAUGCUGGAGUCCACCCGGGGAAGUCUACUUGUAUUCUGCUCUCCCCUCUCUGCCCACUGUUCCCUAAGACAGCAAGCAGCUGGGAACUGAAUGAGCAUGCUGUCUCUAAGCCACCACGCAUCCCUUCUUUCAGCCCUUUAACAGAGAACCACUCUCAGUACCGAAGCCGGCAAAGCUAGCUAGAUGUUGGAUAGGAGGAAAGGGGCCAAGAAACAGCUGGAGAGGCCAGUCUGCAGUCAGGGAAGAAUCUGUGAGGGCUCAAAAAGUGGAGUCUUCCAAAUUACAGUUAUUCUUUUAUCUUUUCAAGAGAGAUUUUAUUUUUAAUUAAGGUGUAUAUGUGUUUGUAUGUGUGUGUGUGUAGUAUCCAAGGAGUCCAGAAGCUAGAGGUACAGGUAGUUGUGAGCUGCCUGAUGUGGUUGCUGGGAACUGAACUCAGAUUCAUGAGCAAUAUAUGCUCUUAACCACUGAGCCCUCUCCCCGGCCAGAGCCUUCCAAACUUCUUAUUUUUUUUUAAUAUUUAUUUAUUUACUUAUUAUGUAUACAUUGUUCUGUCUGUGUGUAUGCCUGCAGGC
Molecule: messenger RNA, 1090 nt
Organism: Alexandromys fortis (reed vole)
Lineage: Eukaryota; Metazoa; Chordata; Mammalia; Rodentia; Cricetidae
Product: protein lifeguard 3-like
Exons: 2
Coding region: 86-418 (110 amino acids)
Source: RefSeq, a predicted model, not a curated record